Messenger RNA from Lactuca virosa, 723 nucleotides. Lineage: Eukaryota; Viridiplantae; Streptophyta; Magnoliopsida; Asterales; Asteraceae. The record is from the annotation of a GenBank genome assembly.
AUGUACGCAUCACUCAUCUUUUCGAUACUCAAGAUUAUUUUACAUUUGUUGCAACAAGUGUUAGCAGUGACUGUGAGAUUCAUUCAAAAGGAUGCGGAGGAAAAGAAAACAUCAUUCAAUCCCAUACCGUAUUUCAGGUUAUUCAUUGGUUGGAUGCCUGACCUUAGUACCCUUGAUCCGGUUUUUGAAGAUGCAAUCUUUCAGGUUCUGACAGCUCUAGGAACCUCCUUCCAUUCCCUGCAGCCUCUCAAAGUUCUUGCAUUCAGCUUUGUAUGGCUUGAUCUAGUGAGUCACAGAAGCUUCAUGCCAAAACUACUGAGUGGAAACGUCCAAAAGGAUUGGCCAUAUUUUCAACGUUUACUGGUUGACUUAUUCCAGUUCAUGGAACCUUUAUUGAGGAAUGCUGAACUUGGCUAUCCGAUGAGAAAUAUAGUACUAAGUGCUUUCCCUCGCAACAUGAGACUACCAGACCCUUCGACUCCCAACUUAAAGAUUGAUCUGCUAGUUGAUAUUAGUCAGUUACCUCGCAUUUUAUCGGAAAUGGAUGCAACUCUGAAAACCAAGAAAAUGAAAAAUGAUGUGGACGAGUAUCUAAAGACAAGGCCACAAGGGACUUCAUUUCUGUCUAAACUAAAGCAACUGCUUCUUUCACCAAGUGAGGCAGCAAGGGCAAGAACACGAUACAAUGUGCCAUUAAUGAAUUCCCUUGUUCUUUAUUUGUGA